Messenger RNA from Gavia stellata (red-throated loon), 672 nucleotides. It is a transcript of the gene CDKN1C, whose product is annotated as cyclin dependent kinase inhibitor 1C. NCBI's taxonomy places the organism in Eukaryota, Metazoa, Chordata, Aves, Gaviiformes, Gaviidae. The coding region runs from base 1 to 672 and encodes 223 amino acids. Gene Ontology annotation, molecular function: cyclin-dependent protein serine/threonine kinase inhibitor activity. The transcript has a single exon. The record is from RefSeq and is a predicted model, not a curated record. Gene Ontology annotation, cellular component: nucleus. Gene Ontology annotation, biological process: regulation of cell cycle.
AUGUCCAACGUGCACCUCUCCGGCGCCGCCGCCCUGGAGCGCCUCUCCGCCCGGCGAGCCCUGGCCGGGCACGGCCGCAGCCCCGUCUGCAGGAGCCUCUUCGGGCCGGUGGACCACGAGGAGCUGGGCCGGGAGCUGCGGAGCCGCCUGCGGGAGAUGGGGGAGGACGACCAGCGCCGCUGGGACUACAACUUCCACACCGACACGCCGCUGCCGGGGCCCGGCCGCCUGCGCUGGGAGGAGGUGGAGGGCGGCGCCGUGCCCGCUUUCUACCGGGAGACGCUGCAGGUGGGGCGGCGCCGCGUCCCCCUCCGCCGGGCGCCCCCCUCCCCGCCGCCGCCGCCCCCCCCCCGCCGCCGGCAAGGGGCCCGGGGGGCGCCUGAGCCGGGAGAACCGCGCCGCGCCCCGCCGCCGCGGCAUGCGGCUCCGCCGGAGGGGCCCGACCGCCCGCAUCACAGGUGCGUGGGGGGUGCGGGGGGGGCCGGGGGGGCGGUGGGCGUCCCGCCGCAGCGGCUGACGGCCCCCCCCCCCCUCUCCGUCCGCCAUCCAGAUUUCUUCGCGAGGAGGAAAAGGCCGGCGGAGCCCAAGGCGGCGGCGGAGCGCCCCGCCGGCUGCCCGCCGCCCCCCGCCGCCGUGCCGGCUGAGCAGACCCCCCGCAAGCGGCUCCGGUGA